Messenger RNA from Stereum hirsutum FP-91666 SS1, 2673 nucleotides. RefSeq lists its product as uncharacterized. The coding region runs from base 1 to 2673 and encodes 890 amino acids. NCBI's taxonomy places the organism in Eukaryota, Fungi, Basidiomycota, Agaricomycetes, Russulales, Stereaceae. The record is from RefSeq and is a predicted model, not a curated record. The transcript is spliced from 4 exons.
AUGAUGGAGGUGCCUGCGGCGUCGGUGAUAGAGGAUUUUCGGAUUGGGGAGGAGUUCGUUCGUGGUGUCCAGUUAGCCACUCUGGACAAUGGUGGUUUAGAUUUAGAGACCGUUGAUCGGCUACGUAAUCCCCUGCGUACACCACUCAAUAUAACAGACCCAGAUUUUCGUUUAUCCCUCGAUAUCUUCCUCGCCACUCGAAAUGCUUCACAGAAAACAUAUCACGACAUCCACCAGGCCAUGCAGCGCCACAAUCCCGAGUCUGCUAUGCUAUCACAUGCACAGAUGAAACACCGUGUCGCGGAGCUUAGCGGUGUCACUCCCAUCAUUCAUGAUAUGUGUAUCAACUCCUGCCUCGCAUUCACCGGUCCAUUCGCCAAUGAGACAUCGUGCCCGAAGUGCAAGGAACCGCGUUAUGAUCCACAGCAUCCACACUCUCGAGUUGCGCGUCAACACUUCUCGACAAUUCCUAUCGGUCCCGUUCUACAAGCUCUGCGACGAAACCCAGAGAGUGCAGAGAAGUUUCAGUAUCUCGGUCAACGGAUCGAGAAAUUCUUGGAGCAAUACAAUCACAAUCCUCUCUUUUCUCCUCAGGUUUUCGAAGACUGGUGCGAUGGUAGCGACUUUCGCCGUGCUAUCGUUGAGCGUCGUAUCACCUCCGAAACAUCAGUCCUCAUGUUUUCGAUGGAUGGCGCAAAACUCUAUCGCAACAAGGAUUCGGACUGUACAAUCGCUAUUUGGGUCAUCCUCAGCCUGUCGCCUACCAUUCGCUACAAAAAGGCGUUUAUCUUCCCCGCAUUCUUCAUUCCUGGACCACGACACCCACGCAACCAUGACUCGUACAUGUAUCCAAGCUUCCAUCACCUCUCCGCUCUUCAGAAUGGAGGGCUCACAGUCUGGGAUGCCGCCAAGAACAAGAUCUACAAAGACUAUCCUUUCCUUGGUUUCGCCACAGCCGAUGCAGUUGGAAUGGCUUCGCUGUCUGGUGGUGUUGGGCAUCUGGGGAAGUUUGGAUGUCGUCUUCGCUGCAUGCAACAAGGUCGUCGGAAACCAGGUGACAAGAGCUACUUCCCUGCCUAUCUCAAGCCGAACAAUUACUCUGUACCGGGAUGUGACCAUGCAGAUUCGAGUUAUCGAGAGAGGAAGGGGACCUCGGCAGAACUGGCUGAGAGGUAUAAGAGAGGUGUUGACUACGUUGGAGCAUCCAAGGAUCAAGACGAAUACAACAGGCGUCGACUCGAGACCGGAACUUGCAAACCUACCAUCAUCAGCGGGCUUCCUCCCCAGCGUUGUCUCGGUGUUCCUGGCUGUCUCUGUGGCGACUGCAUGCACCAUCCUGCGCUCAACAUACCCGAUAAUCACAUCAACCUUUGGCGGGGACGGACAAAGGCUGAUAAGAACGACAACAGGGCGUCCUGGGACUGGGCCACACUUGUUGGUCCGGCAUGGACAGAGCAUGGUAGUCUACUCGGUAAAGCUGCUCCUUACUGGCCAGGAUCGUUCGAUCGAGUUCCUCGAAAUCCGGCAGAGAAGAUCUCGAGUGGUUACAAGGCAUGGGAGUUUAUGCUAUAUUUCUAUGGUAUCGGUCCUGCAGUAUUCUACGAAUUUCUCCCCGACAAGUAUUGGAGAAAUUACUGUCAGCUUGUCAAGGUUGUUCGUUAUCAGGUCCAGCAUAAGAUCUCCCAUGACCAGCUUCUCGACUCCCAAAUUGCCGCUCAGAAUUGCUGUGAGGACUAUGAAUCACUCUACUACCGACGUAUGCCAGAGCGCAUCGACUUUGUUCGCCAAAGCAUACACACGAUCUCUCACAUGGCUUCAGAAACACAACGUGUCGGACCCGGUGCAUACGGAAGUCAGUGGCCACUCGAACGUACCAUAGGCGACCUUGGACAGCAGAUCAAGCAGCCCUCUAGACCGUAUGCAAACCUCUCACAGCGCGGACUCCUUCAAGCACAGAUCAAUGCAUUGCGAUCGAUGAUACCGGAUCUGGAUGGAGGAGUUGUACCUCAGUUGCCGCAUGGCGCUCAGGAUUUGGGUAAUGGGUAUGCGUUGCUUCGUGCCAUGGACAACAUACUUCGACCCAUCACACCUGCGGAAACGGAAGCUAUUCGUGUGUAUGUGCUAGGCCUCAGUGGGGUAGUUCAGACACCGACUACAGCGGUCACACGUUGGGCCAGGUUGCGCCUGCCAAAUGGUCAGGUUGCUCGAACACUUUGGAAAGAGUCACGAAAGCCGCUCAACCAGCUUCGCAUGUCUCGAAAUGUAAAGAUAGAGAGUGUAGACGUCUUCAACGGUGAAAUGCACCGUGCCACUGAUUUUGGAGAAGUCCAGUAUUUCUUUCAGCUUCAGGUUGCUGGAAGAACUCGAACUGUCGCAAUGGUCUCCCUACUUUCAGACCUCGAAAAAGACCUCUUCUCCCUUUCGCACGGCACACUCAUGUCUUACGUGCACACCGCUCAUCCAAGCCUCCGUGUUGUCAAUGCCACGGAUAUCAAGUCUGUGAUUGCUAGCAUCCCACACCGCAUUCAGAGGUACGAAAGUGGGAGACUGAGGAGGUUUGGUGAUGAGAGCGAGGAGCCAUGGAAUUGGGAGGAUCGUUUUGUGGUUGUUGAGAAACCCGGAUUAGAUGUUGCAUCCAUGGCAGGAGCUCAGGAAGAGAUAUUGGACGAGUAG